AUGGAUGCUGCAGAAGAACCCCAAAAAAAGGUCUUUAAAGCUCGUAAAACAAUGAAAACAAGUGAUCGUCAACAGUUAGAAGCUAUACACAAAGUUAAAGAGGACCUGUUGAAACCUACGGAGCUGAAACUUGUUAACGGAAACCAUGAAAAUGGUGAUUCAGACAUGAAUUCUGUUCAUAAUGAAACAGACUCUUUGGAGGAAAAAAGUGAUCUAAAUGGUAUCAUAGAUAUUAACUGUGACAACAGGCAUGUUGUGAAAGUCAACCUGUCUGACCUUAAGGAUGGCUUAAGAAAUGUUGACCAGGUUAGUAAGCUGCCAGCUGAAUUUAAUCUUCCUGAAAGUAUAGCUUGUGAAGAUGCAAGCAGGAAUGUAACAUGUGAAGAAGCUAUUCAGACCUCUGUGGAUAACAGUGAUCCAAUACAUGAUGAAAAAAAUUCAACCCCUGCGACUAAUGACCAAAUUGUUUCAGAAGGAUUGCCAUUGCUUGAGAGCUUACCUGAUGACGAGUCUUCAGAAGGACACUCUCACUCAAACAUUCCCAUGGAGGAUGAUGGCAUUGUUGAAGAAUCCUUAAAUGAUUCAGAAGACGUAAAUCCUGUGGAAACAUCUGUUGAAAAAGAGUGUGCAGAUACAGGCACAUUUGAGAACAUACCUAUUGAUAAAGCAGAGACCCUGUCAGAUAUGCAUGCCCUUGAGUCUCUUGAUGCAGAGAGUAUAUCUUGUGGUAACGUAGAAACCCAGGAGAGUUCAGAUAAGGACCAUCAGGAAAAUGAAAAAGACUUUCAUGCCAGUGAAAUACAAAACUCUGAAGAAGCUGAAAAUAACGAGGAGGAGGAGGAGGAAAUUGUAGAGUCAAUAAAUCUACAAGAAAACAUGAUUGAUAUGGAUGUGGAAGAAUCUGAGUGUUCUGAGAAAAAAAAUGAAUGCAAAACUGAGGACAUUUCAUCAUUACAGGAGGAUGUUGGUGAAGAAGCCAUAUCCAGCAGUAUGGAGGUUGACCAUACUUUGAAAUCUGUAGAGCAGACUCCACCUCUAGCUGAAGAAGUCUCUCUUGAUAAAACCGUUUCAGAAUUGGAGCAAGGUUCUGGAGUAGAAUGUCUAGAUGCUAUGGAAACAGAUGAAAUUAUACCUAUUCUAGAAAAGCUGGCACCAGUGCAGGAUGAUUUGCAGUGUUUUUCUAAGUCUGUAUUGAGCUCUGAAAAUUCUGUUGCUAAUCCAGAAAAGGUUGAAAAUACUACUGAUUCUCCUAGCAAAAAUGAUGUCAGUGAAAGUUUACCAAGUGAGGCAUUUUUAGUUCUUUCUGAUGAAGAAGAACCCUGUGAAAUUGCACCAGCCCAAGAAAUCGCAGCCAACAGUGAUCAAGAUUCUAGUAAACUUACUUCAACAGAAGCAGCAGUAGCUGAAGAGCAACAGAAACCACAGGAAAAUGCAAGUGAUACAGAAACAGAGAAGAGUGAAGCACCCCACCGAAAGCGUUCAAAGUCUGAAGACUUGGAUGGCCAGAGCUCCAAGCGUAGGCGCUUUGAAGGUGAAGAAUAUGAAGCAGAGCUUAAAGUUAAAAUAACUGCAGGAGAUGAUCUCAACCAGAAGUUGCAAAAGGUGAUCCAGAGGAUGUUUGAGGAAAAACUAAGUGCCUUGCAGUGUGCAGACUUUGAUAAAGCAAUAGCAGAUUUGAAAACACGGGUGGAAAAAAUUGAAUGCAAAAAACACGAGAAUGUUCUGCAUUCCAUACAGGCUAAAAUCACACGCUUGACAAAACGCUUUGGAGCUGCUAAGGAGGACCUUAAGAGGAGACCUGAGCAAACCACGGUUAACCAGACUGCAUCACCAGGAAAGUCUGCAGUAAUGGAUUUAACUUCGAACUCUAGCCCAAAUUCAGUAGCUUACAGGAGUUCAGGCACUGUGAGACAAAUGUUAGAAUCAAAACGAAGUGUGGGGGAAACAACUUCAACAAAUAUGCAGAUGUCAGCUGCUGUGCUGCCUACUACAUCUACUACCCCAAACUCUUCUAAUUUACCAUUACGGACAUCAACUGCUCCACAAAUACCAGUCAGCCAGUCAUCUAGUAGUACUCUUCAAACCAGAGCACCACCUGAUUGGAAGCUUAUUCAGCAAAAAAUUAACGCUCAAAACACUCAAAGCGCUCAGUCCAAACCUAAUCCACCAGUUACUUCAUCUCCAGUUAUUCCUUCUGUUCUCGCUGCAUCUAGUACUGCAACAGUUGUUGGAAACAGUCAGGUAUCAACCAGCAGCACCCAGCCAGUGUCUGUUUCCCUACAGUCUUUGCCAGUUAUUCUGCAUGUUCCAGUUGCUAUGCCUUCUCAGUCGCAGAUCCUCCAAGGUACCACAGGGACAUUGGUGACUAAUCAGCAGUCUGGCAAUGUUGAAUUCAUCCCAGUACAAAAUCAGUCUACAACCGGUAAUCUUACAAAGACACCUGUGACAUUACCUGUAACAAAAGCAGUCAACAGCACUUCAAUGCCUAGUCCAAGCAUUCAGAGGAAUUCGCCAGCCUCCAGUUCUGUUCCUUCUACUUUGGCUGUACAGGCUAUCCCUUCAAAUCAUCCAGUUACAUUAUCUUCCAGGCAAUCCCUGCCAUCUGUGGGAUCUUCUGGCAUCUAUAGCCAAACUAGUAAUCGAAGUACAGCACAGUUGAAAUCGCCGGUAUCUGGCUUUAACAAUUCAUCUGAAUCAUCUGUUAGGACAGAUUUACAAGCUGGUCGGGCUUCUGCAGCAGAGCCAGCAGCAAGCAAGCGUACACCUGAGGGCAGUGCACAGAGUGCGAAAUCUGCAGCUGGUGUUAUUGAUCUUACACUGGAUGAUGAAGAUCCUGAACUGUCCUCUCAAGAUUCGAGAAGGACAAGCUCUACGACAGUGUCUGCAAAUGUUCAGCCAUCCCAAUCAGUUGGUCGCCAGUCACAGCCUUCUCAGAUGAACAAUCUUCAGUCAUCUACACCUGUAGGACUAUCUUCUCAGGCUACCAUACAUGUUUUACCAACAGCUCAGACAACUGUUAAUAUAACACAGCGGCCUGGUACACAAACGGCAACAAGGGCCUCAGCUCCUCGAGCGCCACAUAUGGUUUACACUACAACUACAUUGCCCACUAUCCCUGCACAGACACCUGUACGUAAUACUGUCAUGCAAAACCAGAACCUACGACAGAUGACCCCACAAGCAGGAGGUGUUCCUGUAAGAAUGCCGCAAACAGCUGCAUAUGUAGUAAAUAAUGGAGUACCUAUGGGCUCUGCACCGCAGCUCACAGUUCAUCAUCGUCCCCCACAAGAGCCAGCAAGGCCAAUCCAUCCAGCACCACUUCCUGAGGCUCCUCAACCCCAACGCCUUCCUCCUGAAGCGGCUUCAACUUCUCCACCUCAAAAACCUCACUUGAAACUUGCCAGAGUUCAAAGCCAAAAUGGAAUUGUUCUUUCCUGGAGUGUAUUGGAAGUGGAUCGUAGCUGUGCUGUAGUAGAUAGCUACCACCUCUAUGCUUACCAUGAAGACCCAUCUGCAACAUCUCCUUCACAAUGGAAAAAAAUUGGGGAGGUGAAGGCACUACCUCUUCCUAUGGCAUGCACUCUAACACAGUUUGUUUCUGGCAGCAAGUACUAUUUUGCUGUUAGGGCAAAAGACAUUUACGGCCGCUUUGGACCAUUUUGUGAUCCACAGUCAACAGAUGUUAUUUCCACUCAGAGCAGUUAA
Molecule: messenger RNA, 3705 nt
Organism: Staurois parvus
Lineage: Eukaryota; Metazoa; Chordata; Amphibia; Anura; Ranidae
Source: the annotation of a GenBank genome assembly